Molecule: messenger RNA, 2405 nt
Organism: Alnus glutinosa
Lineage: Eukaryota; Viridiplantae; Streptophyta; Magnoliopsida; Fagales; Betulaceae
Product: pentatricopeptide repeat-containing protein At1g08070, chloroplastic-like
Exons: 1
Coding region: 72-2291 (739 amino acids)
Biological process (GO): RNA modification
Molecular function (GO): protein binding; zinc ion binding; RNA binding
Source: RefSeq, a predicted model, not a curated record
UAUUGUUAUCUCUAGUGUCAGGUUCAUCUUUCUUUUCACAGAGAGAGAGAGAGAGAGAGCAAAGCACAAAAAUGGCGCUUUCUCCAACUUUGCUCUCCCUGCCCAUUUCAUCAUCCACCUUCCAUAUCCUCCCAGACUCUGAUCCUCCAUACAAACACCUCGAAAACCACCCAUCUCUUCACCUCCUCUCCAAAUGCAAAAGCAUGCAGGACCUCAAACAAGUCCACUCUCACAUCAUCAAGACCGGCCUCCACAACACCCACUUCGCGCUAAGCAAGCUCAUCGAGUCUUGCGCCAUCUCGCCCUUUGGCGACCUCUCUUACGCGCUCUCCGUCUUUGAAUCCAUCCAAGAACCCAACCGGUUCAUUUGGAACACAAUUAUACGAGGACACUCGUUGAGCUCGAAUCCUAUACUAGCCGUGGAAUUAUUUGCACGUAUGAUUCUAUGCGGGACGGAGCCGAAUUCUUAUACUUUUCCGUUUGUUUUGAAAUCUUGUGCUAAAGUUGGGGCUACCCAUGAAGGGAAACAGGUGCAUGCACAAGUUUUGAAGCUUGGGCUUGAGUGCGAUGCCUUUGUGCAUACUUCGCUCAUCAACAUGUAUGCUCAAAGUGGUGAAUUGGACAAUGCGCGUUUGGUGUUUGAUAAAAGUACUCUUCGAGACGCGGUGUCGUUUACAGCUUUGAUCACUGGUUAUGCUUCAAGGGGUUUUAUGGACGAUGCUCGUCGGCUUUUUGAUGAAAUUCCUGUGAGAGAUGUGGUAUCUUGGAAUGCUAUGAUUGCGGGCUAUGCUCAAUGUGGCUGGUUUGAAGAGGCAUUGGUGUUCUUCGAGGAGAUGCGAAAAAUGAACGUCCCGCCCAAUGAGAGUACGAUGGUGACUGUACUUUCAGCUUGUGCUCAGUCGGGGUCCGUUGAAUUGGGCAAUUGGGUGCAGUCUUGGAUUGAGGACCAUCAUGGACUCGGUUCAAAUCUUCGGCUUGUUAAUGCACUUAUUGAUAUGUACUCAAAGUGCGGUGAUUUGGAAACAGCUCGAGGAUUAUUUGAUGGUAUACAUCGAAGGGAUGUGAUUUCUUGGAAUGUUAUGAUUGGCGGUUAUACUUAUAUGAGCUGCUAUAAAGAAUCAUUGGCGCUUUUUCGGAUAAUGCUGAGAUCAAAUAUAGAGCCUAAUGAUGUGACGCUCUUAGGCGUUCUUCCAGCUUGUGCUUCCUUAGGUGCUCUUGACCUUGGCAAAUGGAUUCAUGCGUAUGUGGAUAAGAACUUUCAGAAUAUAACCAAUAGCUCUCUUUUGACAAGUCUAAUUGACAUGUAUGCUAAAUGUGGAAGUAUAGAGGCAGCAGAACAAGUCUUUGACGGUAUGAGUUCUAAAACCCUGGCUUCCUGGAAUGCGAUGAUAUCUGGGUUAGGAAUGCAUGGACAUGCGGACAAGGCUAUUACGCUUUUUGCAAAAAUGGUCAAUGAAGGACUCAAACCAGAUGAUAUCACAUUUGUUGGUUUAUUAUCUGCUUGUACCCAUGCUGGUUUGCCAGAACUUGGCCGCCAAUAUUUCAGUUCAAUGAUCCAUGAUUUCAAUAUUUCGCCAAAACUGCAACACUAUGGAUGCAUGAUAGAUCUUCUAGGCCGAGCUGGAAUGUUUGAUGAAGCAGAGGCCUUGAUGAAGAAUAUGGAAAUGGAGCCAGAUGGGGCCAUCUGGGGUUCUCUUCUGGGAGCUUGUAAAGUUCAUAAACGUGUCGAAUUGGGGGAAUAUGUUGCCGAGCAUCUCUUUCAAUUGGAGCCUGAAAACCCUGGGGCUUAUGUGCUUUUAUCAAAUAUAUAUGCAGGGGCUUGUAGAUGGGAUGAUGUAGCUAGGGUGAGAACCAGGCUCCAAGAUAAGGGAAUGAAGAAAGUUCCUGGAUGUACCUCGAUUGAGGUGGAUAGUGUUGUUCAUGAGUUUCUUGUUGGUGAUAAAGAGCAUCCCCUGAGUAAAGAUAUCUAUGAGAUGUUGGAAGAAACAGAUAGGCUUUUAGAAAUGGCCGGGUUCGUGCCGGAUACAUCCGAGGUGCUUCAUGACAUGGAUGAGGAGUGGAAGGAAGGGGCCUUGAGUCAUCAUAGUGAGAAGUUGGCCAUUGCUUUUGGUCUAAUCAGUACAAAGCCAGGGACGACAAUUAGAAUUGUGAAAAAUCUUCGUGUUUGUGGAAAUUGUCAUUCGGCUACGAAGCUGAUAUCCAAGAUCUUCAAUAGGGAAAUUAUCGCCAGAGAUCGGAACCGUUUCCACCAUUUUAAAGAUGGUUCUUGCUCAUGUAAUGAUUAUUGGUAAAUUAUGUAACUAAUUGAACGAAAGAUCAUAUAUAGGUAUAUGACAUGACAUCCUGUUUAUAAUUAAGUGGAAGACGAUUUGCAUUAAUAUAAGAUGAUCUCUGAAAUCUGAAUA